This is a messenger RNA of Pediculus humanus corporis (human body louse), 1194 nucleotides long. RefSeq lists its product as uncharacterized. The coding region runs from base 1 to 1194 and encodes 397 amino acids. The record is from RefSeq and is a predicted model, not a curated record. Lineage: Eukaryota; Metazoa; Arthropoda; Insecta; Psocodea; Pediculidae. The transcript is spliced from 2 exons.
AUGGCUACGUCAUUUUCCUCGAACAAUCUUUCGGCGGAAUCAGGAAAGAACGCUUAUUGUGAUCAAAAAUUAACAAACAACAAUAACAACAGCACGAAUAACAACAACAACAACAACAAUAAUAAUUUUUAUAUACAAAGCGCGUCGUAUUUAUUGAAAUCGCAUAAAAGUGACGGGAUUAAUAACGGUAGUGGCGGCGGCGGCGGAGGAGGUGGUGGUGGUGGCGGAGGCGGUGACGGUGGCGGUGGCGGUGGUGGAGGAGGUGAAAUCCUCCAAAACUCCCGACUCGAUUUCAAUGCAGGACAUUUGAAAAAAGAUGAUUAUUUUAAAAAUAUCACGGAAAGAACAAACGAUUUCACGGAUAAAAUUGAUUUUUUUCGCGGUACAAAUUUUUUAAAUUCGGAUUUAUACCGUUCGAAAUCCCCAAAUUCCGACUACGGAAGAAAUUAUCCUGAUUUAUAUUCCGGGAAACCGGAUGCUAAAACGGAAUAUUUUCGUCAAAGCGUCGCCGAAUACUAUCGUAAAAACCCGAAUGAUUUUUACUUUCGUAACGAAACAAAAUCUCCGGAUUAUUUAAAAACAGCCGCCGCUGCUGCUGCCGCCGCCGCCGCCGCCAAUUCCGCCAACACCGAUUUGUUUAGAUCGGACUCGAAAAGGGGAGGUGAUUUAAUUAAAAACGGUGAAAAAAGUCCCGGUUUAGAUUUUCUCAAACCUACUAAAUCUCUCAAGGAUGACAUAAUAUACAAACAGCAAAAAGUUGAAAGUUUAGAUUUCCGACGUAAGGGUGACGGAUUCCGAAAGGAUACCGAUGGAGAGUUUUUAAAACCGAAUUGUGAUUUUGGUAAACAACAACAACAACCGGAAGUGUACAAUGAUAAAAGUGAUUAUUACAGUGAAGUGAAUAACAAAACGGCAAACGAUUAUUUUAGAAAAUCCCCGGAAUUUUUCCGGCCGACAGAUGAUAAGAAUAUAGAAAGGUGCAGUGUGAUAUCGAAUCAUUCGGAUAAUUCCCAUUUGAGUACAAAUUCAACAGAAAUAUCCCAUCUAAGGCUGAAAAUAAACGACGAUAGUGAUUUCUUGCCACGUGAAAGUGCUGUGAACGGAGUGAUGAAUAUAGUGAACGCUAGCAUUUCCGGGUAUCAUGCGGCAAGCUCAUCUCCUCCCAUAUCCGGUAGCGAGAUGAAGCGAAAGUAA